CACACACACACCAACGGCACUCACACGCCCAGCUGUUGUGUUGUGGUGGAACGUUAACGGCCUCACGAGGCUCAGCAAUACGAGGCCAGAAACCCACACCAAACAGACAAUGUAGAGCAAUCAGAGCGCAUGCACCACAGCCAGCCCGCCUGCGCCUUGCUCGUUCUCUCUCCUUCGUCGCCACAUGCCGGAUGGGCACCACUACUCAACGUGACUGUGUUGAGGCGGCGCGCAUCCGGACACAGCACCAAAGUGAAAGGGAACGAAGCAAUCCGCAGACAAGGGGUUAACUCACGUCACCACGACGUCAUUACAACCAACCAACCAACCAGGCAACCAAUCAACAUGCAGUGCACCCGCCCCACCAUCAUUCAAUUCAUUCAUUCAUUCAUUCAUCCUGCAUUCCUUCCUUCCGACACCUUUAUGCGCAUGUCCACACAUGAGUGUCGCCGUCUGACAUCGAUGUUCAUGUGUGGUGCAUGUUCACCCAGACAACACACGGUUAUAUCCAUGAACUGUCUAGAUGACCCCUCCACCUUCGCCACCCGCCUUCUCUCCCCCAGUGGCCGCUUCCGUCGCAUCAUCGUGAGUGUCGGCCGCGGCACCAUCCUCCUUGGGCUCCUCUGACGUCCCCUCUCCCGCACCGUUCUCAUCCUUGUCAUCACACUCGCCGUUCUUCGCUGCAGCCGCACCAGCACCAGCACCAGCACCACCAAAGCGCUCACGACGUCGCCUCUUCUUGUCUUCCUCCUCAGCUGAGCCAUUCGCCUGUGCAGUGCCGAAGCGCUCCGCCCGCUUGCGCCGCUUCGCGCCUUCUGCCGUCUGCGCGCUCGAUGCAGCAGCAUUCACUUCAGCGAUGCCGAACCUCUCCGCCCGUUUGCGGCGCCGCUCAGCCUCCUCUGGGUCGACGAAGGUCUUCUGUGCCGACUUGCUGGGCGCUGCAUCGUCUGCAGAGGGGGAGGGGGUCUCGGAAAGGCCGAACCGCUUGGCGCGCAGAGCCAUCUUCUCGCUGUGCGCGGAUGAGCUCAUUGGUGGCAGAUCUCAAGUAAAGAAGGACACAGAAACGUAGGAGAAAGCUAGGGAAGCAAAGGAACGUUCUUC
Messenger RNA from Vitrella brassicaformis, 1101 nucleotides. NCBI's taxonomy places the organism in Eukaryota, Vitrellaceae. The record is from the annotation of a GenBank genome assembly.